AUGUCGCUUCUCGGAAGCUAUAAAGCCCGAAUCACCAAGGCCGCCAAAGCACUUCGUGAGAAGAUCUCAGAAGUCGAUGAGGCCAUUCUUCAACCGCUGGAUCCUGUUUUGGAGGCAAAACCUGAUAUCGCGUCAGCUGAUACCCUACCACCGCGGGCGUCAAGCGCCACCCAAGGAUUCGGUGUCUCCCCCAAUCACCCGCUAACUUUUGGCAAUCCCUUUAUGACUUCUUCUUGCCCCUCACCGAAUCCUUUUGCAGUAUCUUCUACUCCUCCCAACCCCACUUCAUCGCAAUCGUCCGUGGAGCAAUCGUUGAAACUGCCGAGCUUCGAGAUUUCAACAUUUCAUGGCGAUAUCGACAGGUUCUACGAGUUUUGGGACCUUUUUUCGACGGCCUUGCACAAUAACACCAGUGUACCUGUGCCAGUCAAGUUCACGUAUAUGAAGUCCCAUUCACGAGGACCUGCUGCGAACAUCAUCGCCGGCUUUCAAUCAACGGCUGAGAACUACGAUGAAGCAUAA
Cylicocyclus nassatus is the source of this 522-nucleotide messenger RNA. The record is from the annotation of a GenBank genome assembly. NCBI's taxonomy places the organism in Eukaryota, Metazoa, Nematoda, Chromadorea, Rhabditida, Strongylidae.